This is a messenger RNA of Perognathus longimembris pacificus (Pacific pocket mouse), 3795 nucleotides long. It is a transcript of the gene Rhoq, whose product is annotated as ras homolog family member Q. NCBI's taxonomy places the organism in Eukaryota, Metazoa, Chordata, Mammalia, Rodentia, Heteromyidae. Bases 215 to 832 code for a protein of 205 amino acids. The transcript has 5 exons. Gene Ontology annotation, molecular function: GTP binding; GTPase activity. Gene Ontology annotation, biological process: small GTPase-mediated signal transduction; cortical actin cytoskeleton organization. The record is from RefSeq and is a predicted model, not a curated record.
GGGCGGGGAUCUGGGCAGCGACCGAGGCGGCAGCCGCGCCCCGGGCCCGCCGCCCCCUCCCCUCCCGCGAGGGGCGUCGCUGCAUGGGGCCGGGGGGGCGGCCCUGCUGCGCGGAGCGGCGGCGGCGGCGGAGCCCCCAAGCGGGCUGGGGCUGAGCGCGGGGCCGGGGCGGGGGCUCCGGGGGGACCAUGCCCGGAGGCCGGCCGGCCGCAGCAUGGCUCACGGGCCCGGCGCGCUGAUGCUCAAGUGCGUGGUGGUCGGCGACGGGGCGGUGGGCAAGACGUGCCUGCUCAUGAGCUAUGCCAACGACGCCUUCCCCGAGGAGUACGUGCCCACCGUCUUCGACCACUACGCAGUCAGCGUCACCGUUGGGGGCAAGCAGUACCUCCUGGGACUCUAUGACACAGCUGGACAGGAAGACUAUGAUCGUCUGAGGCCUUUAUCUUACCCAAUGACUGAUGUCUUCCUCAUAUGCUUUUCUGUGGUAAAUCCAGCCUCAUUUCAAAAUGUGAAAGAGGAAUGGGUACCUGAACUUAAGGAGUACGCACCAAAUGUACCCUUUCUAUUAAUAGGAACUCAGAUUGACCUCCGAGAUGACCCUAAAACUUUAGCAAGACUGAAUGAUAUGAAAGAAAAACCUAUAUGUGUGGAACAAGGACAGAAACUAGCAAAAGAGAUAGGAGCGUGCUGCUACGUGGAAUGCUCAGCUUUAACCCAGAAAGGACUGAAGACUGUUUUUGAUGAGGCUAUCAUAGCCAUUUUAACUCCAAAGAAACACACAGUUAAAAAAAGAAUAGGAUCAAGAUGUAUAAACUGUUGUCUGAUUACGUGAGAAACAUCUUCAGUGGCCAAGGCAACUAUUUCUUUCAGAAGCAUUUGAAAUGCUACGGCUAUACCCAGACCUGUCAUAAUGAAGCAGUUUAAAACUUGGGAAGGAAAUGGGUCCUCAAAAUUCUAUGAAGUUGAUUAAGAAUGUUUCUUGAAGGUCUAAGAAGUAGCAAACAGCAUCCGAAUUCACAACCUAUUAUAAAUACUUUAUUUCCACUAGAAGGUACAAUCUCUCAGGGGUUUCAUAGUUUAAAAAGCUACAAUCACAUCACAUUGAAACUACAUAAAAAUCAGUGCUGUAAAUGGAACUGCUUGGCUUUGGCCAUCUUCAUUUCUGCACAUCUCUUGCAGAAUCUGCACAAAGAAUUAUCUUCUCCCUUUGCUCCUCCUAAUUGUUCUUAUAUGUCAGUUGCUUUCUAUUCCAGUAUAUCCAGAGUGGUGAAAUGAUAAGGCCAGCCAUAUAGCCAAAGGUCGCUCCAAGUGUACAGGAGAUGGGCCAUACCUGAGGACAGAAUGUAUUGAAAUCAAAAAGAACAAAUGUUUUAUUAUUACCUGAGCACAAGUUAAGUGUAAUCCAAAUAUGUCUCUAUUAAAGCUUAUCAUGCUUCCUUAAAGAAUGCCAAAAGUGUAAUAAGGUCAUAAAUGCAUUCAUCAUGAACACUAAAAAAAAAGUACACAUUUUAGUUAAAGUGCAUUAAACUGUAACAAGGCUUCUGGCAAUUGUAGAUUUAGUUUGAUGCUCCCCAAACUGCAUGAUACAUGCUAAAAUUACAAAUUAAAAUUCCAGAUUCUGACAUCAUUCUAGACUCAGCUCUCUGAAGUAGGUGUUUUUUUUUUAAAUUUCCACAUUAGCUAUGAACAUUAAACGAAACAAGUGAGAAUACUGACCAAACCACAGGAGAGUUUCCUUUCGUUAAGUUGUAUUAAAGAGGAAAAACCUAGACUCAAGGCAUGUUACGUGGAAUCUGUGACAGCAGCUGCUUCCACAAUAAAGCUGAUGUCACCUUGCAGCUAGAUAUUGGAACCAUAUUAGUCACAGAACCACAACUUAAAUGUACACUUACAGUAUAAGAAAAGCAGAAUAGCCCUAGCCUCCAAACACCUAUUUUCUCCAUUCUUCUUUCACAUUAAGCCAGAAGUAAAUAAUCUUGAUUUAUUUAAUCAGAGGUAGUGUCUGUUAGUCCCUAGGUGAAAGGCUCUGCUUAAAAAAGCAUAAUUGGAAGCAAACUUUCAUGUUCAUCUGUAAAAGUCUGUUUGGUAUGCUGGAGUCAUUUUUAAUCUGUCUCUGGGAAAACAGGUCGUAAAACUGUGUUAAGAGGUGAACUAUCGUAAUAAUAGGUUCUGUUACCUAAUUCAGCUUCCUUCCUUCAUCUGCUAUGGAUCUGCCUUAUUCUAAAUGCCAUGCAACAGAGCUUUAGUGGGAACCAUCCAAUGCAGUUUAGAGAAGCAUGAUCUAACCCAGUUUUUCUAGGCUUUCUUACACUUGAACCUGCUGUAGCCUAACUGAUGAUUUCUUUGUCUUUGGUGGACUUCUGUUAAUUUCCAUGACUUGCGCUUAUAGCUUUAGCUUUGUCUGCUGCACAAAUUGGGUAAUGGAACACUAAACACUGAUACUUGAAAACGACAGCCUUAAAUGCUCCUAUCAGUCACAAAUCUAUGAUGUACUGUCUUGUAUGUGAGCUUUGUAGAGAUUUUUUUUAAAAAAAUACAAGCACCAUCUUUCCUACAGAAGAGUGGAGAGCCUGCUGGAGAACUAGCCAGGAGCUUUCUCUCAGAACUGGAAAUUGGAUGUCUUCUUUCUUCCCCAGAAAGUGGUUCAUAUUAAGUCUCAUGGCCUUAUGUAUGCUCAAAUGGAAACUUCUGUAAUUUUCUCAUUUCAUUUUUGUCUAUUUUUAGAUAGAAUUGAAAGGAAUUGUACAAAUCAAUUAACAUGUUAGCUAAGUUGCCCGACACAUGAUAUAAAGGAAUUGAGACAGUAAAGUAUUAUGCAUUUCCAAUUUGCCUUUAGAAAUUUGAUGGGUAUUUUUUUUCAACCUUACAUCUAUGGAACCCUUCACAUGUGGUUUACUAGGCAAUGAAAUCUAGAAUCUAUCCUUACCUAAGAUAAAUGGAUUAGGAACCUGGACAUACAAAGUAGUAUUACCUCUUGUUUCUGGACUGGGCCUCAGUUUCCUCAUCUUAUUACAAAUUAGGGGAGGUGGAAGAGGUACUUAGCGGUGUCUCGCCCAAUUAUCAGCUCUCACCAUUCUUUUCUUUCCCAUUCACAAUAAUCAUUGUGGGACCUGACCUUUCAUGUUUUUCAGACAGUAAGAAUCAUGUAUAUAGAUUAUUAGAACUCUAAGCAAAGAUGAUUGUAUCAUCUGAACCUGAGGUGCCUUAGGUACUCUAUUGACCUUGAUGGGGUUUGGAGUUUCCCAUUGCUUAUUCAGAGCUUUUUGUGUUGGUUAUUUAGCAUUUCUUUUUGCAAAGUAUUUCUUGCCACUUAAACUAAAAACCAAAGAUUUGUUUUCUAUUCAUAAGCAGAUUGUAGAAAAAAUGCCUUAUUUUUAGAAGCAUGUCUUCAUUAAAGGCUUAGGUUUCAAUAGAAAUUCAGACAAAUCUCUGGAAUGACUAUUUCAAACUAGUGAGCUAUCUGGGAAAUAAUAUACUUUAGAAAUAUUUUAUUAACAUGAGCUUUGUUAGUAAAUGCAGAUACACUACUUCCAAUAAGCUUAUUCUAUCCAUACAGGUACAUUUUAGGUUACCCAUGUUGAAAUAUCAUUUCUAAUAAGUACAGCCUGAAUUAAUGGUAUUUGUGAUGAAUUAUCUUAGAUACGGCUUCCAUUUGGUUUUUAAUUAUUAAUUUAAAUACUCUUACUGGUUUGUUGGAUAUUGCUUUUUAAAUGAUUGUUACUUUAACAGUGUCCCUUCGUAAUAUCUGGGGUUACAAAUAAAAUGAUAUGCAUAGUUUACUAUCUAUGAAAAGCA